Styela clava is the source of this 2179-nucleotide messenger RNA. RefSeq lists its product as uncharacterized. Gene Ontology annotation, molecular function: peptidase inhibitor activity. NCBI's taxonomy places the organism in Eukaryota, Metazoa, Chordata, Ascidiacea, Stolidobranchia, Styelidae. The record is from RefSeq and is a predicted model, not a curated record. Gene Ontology annotation, cellular component: extracellular region.
UGUUCUCGCAUAAAAGUUCGCGUUCAAACGGUUCAUACCAAUCGAUAUAUUAGCGCAGUUCUGAUCCUUGCAAAUAUCAUGACCAUGGACAAGUAUUUCUGUAUAUUAGUCCUAUUGCCAUUAGCCGUUGGUGAGAACGGAUUAUCUGGUUCAGGAGCAUCAUGCUCAGGAGGGGAGUGUGCAGCUGAUAAUGAAAUUUGCUACAGUAGCAACGACGAUACUCUCAAUUGUUAUUGUCCGUAUGGCUUUAUGGGUGACAACUGCGAAGAACCGGAUACCAGCCUCAUUGACGAAAAGUGUGAGAUACCAGAUAAACCAGAGAAUACUUGCGAUGACUCGGAUAUUCCAGACGAAUGUGGAAGUGGGUGCGGAGAAUUCGGUAUUUGUUGCUCAUCUGGAUGCGGGAGGAAGUGUACAACUAAUCCAGAACUAAAGUGUACAACAAAAGCUGAUUGCAAACCAAAACAAGGAUGUUAUAAAGUAGAGGAAUACUUCGUCUGUAUGUGCGCGCUUGGAUUCGAAGGAGAUGAUUGCAUGGACCCCACUGCAGAUCAACGAUGUCCAUUUCCGAGUGAUAUCAUUGACGUUUGUGAACAAGCAAACUUUGACAAAUGCUUUGGCAAUGAUGAAUGUCCCACGAGACACAUAUGCUGUCCAUCACCGGACGCCUGUUCGAGCACAUGUUUACCAAUAGGCUGUGAUAAUGCCGAAGAACUAAAAACAUGCACGGACCAGAAUAAACUAUGCAUAAACGACGACUCUACCGAUGGUUUCAGUUGCUUAUGCCCCCUGGGGUACGGCGGUUCCAUGUGUGAAACAGCAAUAUCCGAUUUCGAUGAAAAAUGCGAGUUUCCUGAAGUCACUGGCGAUACCUGUGUCGAAUUCGAGGAUCCACCGACAUGUACAAAAAAUGAAGAUUGCGAAGAUUCCAAAAUCUGCUGUUCAACAGGAUGCGGAACUAAAUGCGUAGACCCAGAUUCACCUACCCGCGCGCCAUUGAAUCCGCUUUUGAUUGCUCUUGCCCUAUCAAACCGUGGGCGUCAAUCUCCCAUAGUUCCAGCACCACGUGCACCUUAUUGUCCAUCGAACCUAUGCAGUCAACUAGUUUGUCCCAAAAAUGUUGGCGCAAGAUGUCAACCGAUCUGGGGACGAUGUGAUAUCCAUUUUUAUGACCAGUAUACCAAUCAGCUGAUUACACAGUAUUGUCAGUGCGACAGAGGUGUGCAAGAAUACAGGACUUGUUUUGCCAACAGUUGUUCUGACAUCUAUGGAAGACCAUUGGUGUGUCACGGGAAUCCCCACGCAAAAUGUCGCGUAACAAGAUGUGGAUCAUGUAUGGCAUAUUGGAUUGAUGAACGUACGGGACAACGCGUUCAAUGUGCCUGAGUAUUAAAUCCCUCUGUUAUCUCAAGUAUAUAUCAGCAAUUCAAUGAUUUUCUUGCAUUUUUGUUACUUACAACAUUUCAACAACGUUCACUCAUAAAGUUUUUAGUACGGACAAAUAAAACCAAGGAUUUCUACUUAUUGAUACGCAGAUGUGAUUUGCUGGGAUUUGCCCUUGAGAUCGCACAUAUCUGUGAUAAUCAAAUUUCUCAUUUCAUAUAUAUAUAUAUAUACGUUUACAUUGCACGUAUACGUGGAGCAGGUUUUGAGAAUACAUGAUAUUAGAUUUUGAUUUUCUUAUACUGGAAUAGAGAAUUCCACGAUUAGAAGUUUACCCAAAAGUAGGUAUACAGUUAUCAAAAGUAGGGUUUAGGUCCAAAAGUAGGUUUGUAGUUCUCAUUUAGGCACUUUUAAAGUUCAAAGAAUGCUAGCUAUAUCGUAGACAUAGAAACUGUUUAAUUACUUAAGUGCUCAAAAUGUCCUCCUCCAACAUUGCAACAUUCUUCACACCUGUCCAAAACACUCUGACACACAGUACGGCACAAAUUUCCAUCUUCAUGUAUUACCUUCCAAGCAGCUAGAAAACUAAUGUAAAAUUCACACUAGAUUUACUAUCAAAAAAAAAUAAGCAGUUUUUGUGGUACUUAACAAGUAACAUAAAGUGAACUGCAAGUAGCUUCACAAAUCAUAAAAUAGUUUAAUAACUGUAUACACCUACUUUUGGGCCACCCUAUAUAUAUAUAUGAGAAGAUUAUUAUGAUUCGAGAUAACGAAUAAAAUUGACCAUGCAAUUCUA